UUUCGUUACUGCAUUUGAUAUUUCGCAUCGUGUGAUUGCAUUGUUACGGUCUGCUGUGCGUGACAGUAACAGAUUAAUUUAACACUGUCAUUGAGAAGAAACUGAGUAGACAAUCGCUCUAUAAAAGACGAUUUCCACGUUUCUAUCGAUGUAUUUCGAUCGUGUUAUUUGCUGCAACAGUUGUAUCGAUUGAAAAUGGCGCUACUCGCGGACCAUGAGGACGCAAACAGUACGCACGGUAUUUAUUUUAGUUGAACUGAUAGUUACUUUAAUCAAACUUCGAUCUGCCAUACUCGUUUCAUGACGAUUAUAAGGAACCGUAUGCUCUUUCGUCUCUUGCCCUGCCACACUCAUAACGCGCACUACAUUUAACACUCGUAUUUUCACUGCGAUUGAAUUUCGAAAUUAAUCUUCUUUAUACGUCUUAACACUGUAGCAAUUAGUUACCUACUAAUGAUGCAACUGUACCGGAAGUUGUAAUGCGAGGGGGUUAGUUACAUAUCGAUCAGACAAAUCGAUCGAUAAAAAACGUCGAUCGAACGUUAGACCUUUCAAUUUUAAACCGCGUAACUGAACUAGGUUCUUCGAUAAUCGAUUCGAGAUUUCGAUUUAAACGAGGAUAUUCAGCGUUUCAGAAUCAACGAGUGCAGACGAAGAACGUAUUCGUUCUUCGUAAUUACAAAUCGCUUACGAAAUAUUUAAACUUAAUUGGAUUAAACCCGUACCGUCAUGCCCGGGGAAACAAAAUUAGAGCGCACAUGGUAUACUCUGGCAUGUUUAUAGGCAUGUUACCAUUGGUUAUACAGUUCGGUAUAUCGAUCAGCGAAAAAGAUGUCGAUGGAAUAAUCGACGAAUUCCCACACAUACUUACAGCGGUUGGUACUAUGAUUAAAUUCUGCAACAUUUCUUUGAAUCAUCAGCACAUUAAGACAUUGUUGGAUCUUAUUUUAAAAGACUGGGAGGUGUUGACGAACGAACUGCACAUGCUGAACAAAAUUACGACGCAAGGAAACAGGAUUGCCAAUUUGUACAGAACAACAUUAUUGUCAUUCUUAAUGGUUUUUAUAGCAAUCCCAUUGAUUCCUCCCGCCUUGGAUAUUAUUGCACCAUUGAAUGUAACUCGUCCAAGACAACCAAUGUUUCGUGCUAAUUACGUGAUCAUAAAAGUUGACGAUCACUUUUUCGUCACUUACGUGCACAUGGCUUCUGUUGCUUCCCUAGGUGUGUUUAUAAUCGUUACGGUAGAUUCCUUAUACAUGCUUAUCAUUCAUCAUGCUUGCGGACUGUUUGAUGUGUGCGGGUAUCAGGUUCAAAUGGCAACAAAAAAUUCUAUAUUAAGCUAUGAAGAGUUCAGGCAAUGUGUGAUCACUCAUCAUAAAGCUCUUCACUUUUUCAAUACCCUACAGGAAUGCAGCCAGAACAUGAAUUUAAUGCUAGUUGGGAUAAACAUGUUACUAAUUAGCAUGACUGCUGUUCAAGUAACAAUGUCUUUAUGCUUAAAUUUCCCUAAUAUCAAUUACAUUACAUUUAUUUUACAGAUUAUUUUGUAUAUUGAUCAACCUGCAGAUGCAAUGAGAUUUAUAUUGUUUCUUAUUGCUGAAAAGUUUCAUUUGUUAGUCAUUAGCUUGUUUGGACAAAUCCUGUUAAAUUAUGCUUCAUCAUUACCAGAAAAAAUAUUUAGCUCAAAUUGGUAUGAAAUGCCAGUCAAGUAUCAAAAGAUACUUUAUAUGAUGAUAAUUAGAUGCAACAAAACAUGCAACCUGAGUGCAGGAGGAUUGUAUGACAUGAACAUAGAGAACUUUGGGAAAGUAUGUACUGAUAGUUGCAUUGGUAGAGCUAUAAUGGUUGGAUGUAUGAUAAUGUUAAAUUUGUUUUGUUUAAAAGACAGUUAAAGCAUGCAUGUCGUAUUUUACAAUGUUUCUAUCACUGAGGGACUGAUCUUUUGUACCUAUUUAUAAGUAAUUAUUUCAAUUGAUCAUACUGGAGAUAAAGCCAAGGUUCAAUGAUGUGUGGUGGUGUAGCUAGGUGGUAGCUAGGGUAUAUCAUAAAAAAAAUUAUUGAAAUAUUUGAAUCAUGAUGCAGAAUGAAAUUUGAAACAUUUUAAACAAAAUGUAUCACACAGUUAACAGAUGUAUUAACAAUUCAGUUAAUAGUUUCUAUAAAAAUGUGGAACCUAGCUCAAAACCCUAAUUACACCAAUCAACACAAUUAUCCAAUGAAUUAAUCCAUACAUUUUACAUAUUGAUAAUAAAUUGUUCACACUGAAGUUUUGAUGUUGCAAGAAAAUGUAAACAAUUAACAUACACACACAACCAAAUAAAACUGUUGCAACAAAUCUGUCAAAUUUAUGAAAAAAAGUCCACCCAUUCAAGAAAGUAAAAUGAUUUAAUUUACCUUCAAUGAAAUUAAUUGUAUGUACAAGCAUCUGCUGACCCUACAAAUAUUCCACCCCGAUCCAACCGCGAAGCGUGCUUCGCUAAAUGUUUGAAGACACCUAUAGACUGCAGGAAGUAGAAUGAGGGAGACUGUGGAGUUCCACGUUGUAGUGAUGGAUAUAACUUCAUCGGCGUAAAACCAGAAAGAAUCACGCUUAGAACAGGAAGCAUAAAUCAGUUGUAUCGAGCAGCAUAUAACAAUAUAUCUUCUUGAAUAAAACUGAUACAACAUA
Megachile rotundata (alfalfa leafcutting bee) is the source of this 2668-nucleotide messenger RNA. RefSeq lists its product as uncharacterized. Gene Ontology annotation, biological process: detection of chemical stimulus involved in sensory perception of smell; sensory perception of smell. Gene Ontology annotation, molecular function: odorant binding; olfactory receptor activity. Lineage: Eukaryota; Metazoa; Arthropoda; Insecta; Hymenoptera; Megachilidae. Gene Ontology annotation, cellular component: plasma membrane. The record is from RefSeq and is a predicted model, not a curated record.